Molecule: messenger RNA, 1221 nt
Organism: Capronia coronata CBS 617.96
Lineage: Eukaryota; Fungi; Ascomycota; Eurotiomycetes; Chaetothyriales; Herpotrichiellaceae
Exons: 2
Coding region: 1-1221 (406 amino acids)
Biological process (GO): autophagosome assembly; membrane fusion; proteasome-mediated ubiquitin-dependent protein catabolic process
Cellular component (GO): nucleus; cytosol
Molecular function (GO): ubiquitin binding
Source: RefSeq, a predicted model, not a curated record
AUGGCCGACGCUCCAGACCACGAUACGCUGAUAGCACAAUUCUCUACCAUCGUUGGAACAGAUCCUAACCAGGCUCGGGAAUAUCUCGCCGCAAACGAAUGGAACCUCGAAACCUCCCUUGCAAACUAUUACGCUGCUCAGGACGACCCGGUCGAUGAUUCGAGCUCAGACUACGUUGAAGACGAUGCCCCAGCCACCACAAAUCAAUCUCAUCCACAAUACGGUCUCGGUCGAAGGCUAGGAGAAGGCCCAUCUGAUCCCCAGCCAAUUCCCGUUGCUCCUGUUUCGGCCUCCUCUUCACAACCAAAGAAGGCCUCGUCUGCACAGAAGAAGAAGUUUGCUACAUUAGGUGACGUCGGAGCAAGCGGUGCGAAUGGGGAUGACUCUGAUGACGACGAAAAGCACGAUCUGUUUGCGGGAGGUGAAAAGUCAGGUUUGGCGGUGCAGAACCCGGAUGACCUCAAAAAGAGAAUUUUGGAAAAGGCUCAGAAAGCUGGGCCACCGCCAAAGGAUACGGCGUCGUCCAAGAAAUCCCACUUCACUGGCUCCGCGCGCACAUUGGGAGGCGACGAUGCUCCAUCAAGAGAGAUUCCUGCAGCCCCUCAGCCGAGGGGUAGGGCAGAGCGUGUUGAGCGUACUCUUCACUUCUGGCAAGAUGGCUUCAGCGUUGAUGAUGGCGAUCUCUAUAGGGUCGACGACCCAAGAAACGCCGAGAUCCUCAACUUGAUUCGACAGGGACGGGCACCAUUGAAUAUCAUGAAUGUGCUGCCGGGACAAGAAGUGGAUGUCGAGAUCAAACAACACGAGGAGAAGUAUGUCAAGCCCAAGAAGAAGUUCCGACCUUUUGAUGGAUCUGGCCACCGUCUGGGAAGUCCGACCCCUGGGAUACAGUCAAUGCCUGGUACUUUCACCGCAGAAUCCAGCGCACCAGCUGCUACCGCAUCAGGGGCUUCGGCUGCUCCCACGGUUAACAUUGACGAGUCAAAGCCCACAGUCACAUUGAGAAUCAGCUUAGGAUCAGGCACGCGAUUGACAUCCAGGUUUAAUACGACCCAGACCAUUGGCGAUGUGUAUGACUUCGUUCAGCGGGCCGAGCCAGGUGGUAGGAACUUUGUUCUGCAAACUCCCCUCCCGAUCACCGAGUUGACGGACAAGACAAAGGUGCUGGGGGAUAUGGCAGAGUUCAAGAGAGGAGGGGCUGUGGUUCAGAAAUACGUCUGA